AGAAUCUUAGACCACAUUCCCCGCUUCUCCUUCUCCUCGCAGGUCCUCCCAGCUCAACGCAAACAUUAAGAAGCGAGCUGCUUGGCUUAACCGCUCAGCAGGACCUUUUCCUUUACUGUACGGGUUUUCCUCCCCUUUUUCUUACUUUCCGAUGAAAUAAUAUCUGACUGUGCAGCAGCAUCAACUCUCGUUAGUGUGCAAUCAAUGUUAGUGUCCUCACCAUGGCAACAGAAGACAAGAAACCAGAAACUGACACUAAGCCUCCAGUGGUUCCAUCAGCAUCUGCCAGCCAAAGCAAGUCUGCGCCUGCGAAGCCAAACUACAGCCUGAAAUUCACAUUAGCAGGACACACUAAGGCCGUGUCGUCCGUCAAGUUCAGCCCGAGCGGAGAAUGGCUCGCCAGCUCAUCUGCUGAUAAACUCAUAAAAAUCUGGGGCGCGUACGAUGGAAAGUUUGAGAAAACCAUCUCUGGACACAAGCUGGGCAUCUCUGACGUGGCGUGGUCCUCGGACUCCAACCUGCUGGUGUCGGCGUCUGACGACAAAACCCUGAAAAUCUGGGACGUCAACUCGGGAAAGUGCUUAAAAACCCUGAAGGGCCACAGCAACUACGUGUUCUGCUGCAACUUCAACCCGCAGUCCAACCUCAUCGUGUCGGGAUCGUUCGACGAGAGUGUGAGGAUAUGGGACGUGAAGACCGGGAAGUGUUUGAAAACACUGCCGGCUCACUCCGAUCCCGUCUCCGCUGUUCACUUCAACAGAGACGGCUCUCUGAUCGUGUCCAGUAGCUACGACGGACUCUGCCGAAUCUGGGACACGGCGUCGGGGCAGUGUUUAAAAACUCUCAUCGACGAUGACAACCCUCCUGUGUCGUUUGUGAAGUUUUCUCCCAAUGGGAAGUACAUCCUGGCUGCUACUCUGGAUAACACGCUGAAGCUGUGGGACUACAGCAAAGGAAAGUGCUUGAAGACGUACACAGGCCAUAAGAACGAGAAGUACUGCAUUUUUGCCAAUUUCUCUGUCACUGGAGGGAAGUGGAUUGUGUCCGGCUCUGAGGACAACAUGGUUUACAUCUGGAACCUGCAGACGAAGGAGAUCGUGCAGAAACUGCAGGGCCACACAGACGUCGUCAUUUCGACCGCCUGCCACCCGACAGAGAACAUCAUCGCAUCUGCUGCUUUAGAAAACGACAAAACCAUCAAGCUAUGGAAAAGCGACUGCUAAUUCAGUUUUUGGGAUAUUUUUGGCCUAUUCACCUUUCUAUAUAAAUAUAUGUGGGUUUUUUUCUACAUUGUGUUGCAACACAAGAGGACCAUUUUUUUUCUUUUUCUUUUUUUUUUUUUUUUAAACGGAGCUCCGGAUGGAUGCAGAGAACUGUACCUGAAGUUCAAUAAGGAGUAGCAAACCUGUCAACCACACAUCGGCUUCGCAGUGCAGAUCUUCCUCACAUCUGAAGUGCGUCACAUUUAUUCUCCUCCUUAAAGAAAACAAGUCAAUCGUGUUAAACCUUCAGCUGUUUCAGUAUUUUUGACUCUGCCUCUCUGCUUUCUAACAGCUACUGUAGAAUAAACGUAAUUGUUUCCAG
Molecule: messenger RNA, 1584 nt
Organism: Gambusia affinis (western mosquitofish)
Lineage: Eukaryota; Metazoa; Chordata; Actinopteri; Cyprinodontiformes; Poeciliidae
Gene: wdr5
Product: WD repeat domain 5
Exons: 14
Coding region: 222-1223 (333 amino acids)
Cellular component (GO): Set1C/COMPASS complex
Molecular function (GO): histone binding
Source: RefSeq, a predicted model, not a curated record